Messenger RNA from Neohortaea acidophila, 1440 nucleotides. RefSeq names its product NMT1/THI5 like-domain-containing protein. NCBI's taxonomy places the organism in Eukaryota, Fungi, Ascomycota, Dothideomycetes, Mycosphaerellales, Teratosphaeriaceae. Gene Ontology annotation, biological process: thiamine biosynthetic process. The record is from RefSeq and is a predicted model, not a curated record. The coding region runs from base 90 to 1019 and encodes 309 amino acids. The transcript is spliced from 2 exons.
ACCUCGAUGCUUUUGAUAGACAAUCAGGAAAAUCGUCGGCAAAAACGGUAUUCAAGGAAUUGACGAGCGGCAUAUCAGAGUCAUCCAUCAUGUCUGUAGCGAAAACAACAAAAGUCCGAGUCGCCCUCGACUGGACGCCAAACACCAUCCACUCCGGCCUCUACCUCGCCCAGGCCAAGAACCUCUACGCCGACGCCGGUCUGCACGUCGAACUGAUCGCCCCGGAUGAAAGUUACAGCACCACACCCGCCCGCCAACUGGCCGCGGGCAGCGUAGACCUCGCCAUCUGCCCCAGCGAGUCGUGCAUAGCGUACAACGAAAGCGGGCGAAUGCCACUGCAAGCCAUCUACGCCCUGCUACAGCGAGACGCGAGCGCCAUCGUUUCAACGCGGGAAUCUAACCUGGCGAAGUUGGGAGAAGGCGUGUACGGGAGCUACUCUGCGAAGUACGAGGAUGGGAUUGUGAGAGCCAUGGUCUCUGCUGCGGGGGGCAAGGGGCAGGCAAUGCGAGUCAAAGGGAGCAAUGAGGUGGGGAAAUUGUCGCUCUUCGAGGCAGCGCGCAAAGGCGAUGUGGAUGCUACUUGGGUGUUUAUGCCGUGGGAGGGCGUCGAAGCGGAGUUGGACGGGGUGCCGAUCUACGCCUUCCGCGCGGAGGAGUACGGCGUGCCGUACGGGUAUUCGCCGGUGAUUGCGAGGAACGCAGACAAAAGUUUGGACGCGAAAGUGCUGAGGAGGUUUGUGCGGGCGACGAAGUUGGGGUACGAGGCUGCGGGGAGGGAUGCGCGGGAGGCGGCGGCAGUGUUGCAGAGCCACUGUCGGCCGCAGCGCUCGGAGCGGUUCCUGGCCGCGAGUCAGGAGCGGAUCAAUGGGUUUUAUGGUGACGGGUCGAAAGCAGGCCUGGGAUCUAUGGAGCCGGGCAAAUGGGAGACGUGGAUUGCGUGGUUACGGGAGCAGGGUUUGCUGGCACGGGAAGGGGUGCGGACGGAGCAGCUGUUCACGAAUGAGUUCUUCGAGGUGUAAGCAUGCUCGGCAGUGUUUGCCAGAGUGUGUCGAGAUUGCUCUGCUGCGAGUCAGGGGUGGAGAUGCAUGGUGAUCACGGGUGGAGUAGGCUAAAAGCAAGCGUUUCCUGUAGCCGCCUGGCCGGUGUUUCUUCUGUCGUUCGCAAAGUGUGGGGGCCAUGUACCUGAGCCGGUGUCCUGGCACGGUGUGUUGUGUCGUGCGGUGUGAUGGGAGUGUGCUUGGUGUGCAUCAUGGCAGGCGGUAUACCCUUCGUCGAGCUCCGCAUGGCCAUCGGCACAUCUAACCCUGUGAAUCUUGUAGCAUGCAUGCUCGCUGACACCUAUCCGCGGCACACCCUCGGUGAACUAUCCCAAUAGGUAUUUGGAGCGUUGCUGUAGCUGCAGCAGCGGUGUCGAUCGUUGCCAUUGACGAGUGCAGUGCC